AUGUCCAAGAAAAAGAGUGAGCCCCCCAAGAAGGGCGUGCUUUUGGGGAGGUUGGGUACCAAUCUCAAGUGUGGUAUUGUGGGACUUCCGAACGUUGGGAAAUCUAGUUUCUUUAACGUCCUUACUAAGAGUCACGCGGCCGCUGAAAACUUUCCGUUCUGCACCAUUAAUCCUAACGAAAGCCGUGUUUCUGUACCUGAUGAUCGUUUCGAAUGGCUUUGCGAGUAUCACAGCCCAUUGAGUCGGGUACCCGCUCAUCUUAAUGUUGUUGACAUUGCCGGACUGGUAAAGGGCGCUCAUGAAGGUCAAGGUCUAGGCAACGCCUUCCUGUCACAUAUACGUGGUGUGGAUGCUCUCUUCCACAUGCUCCGUGUAUUUGAGAGCGAAGAUGUUUCACAUGUGGAGGGCGAUAUCAACCCUGUCCGCGACUUGGAUAUCAUCGCAGAGGAGCUACGCUUGAAGGACGUUGAAUACAUAACCAAGGAGUGGGAUAAAUGCGAGAAAGUCGUCGUUCGUGGAGGCGACAAGCGACAGUUGCCGGUAUUUGAGUGUCUCAGUAAGGCGAAACACAUGCUUUGUGAUGACCACAAGGGUAUACGGUUUGGAGACUGGACAUCUUCUGAGAUUGAGAUUUUGAACGAACACUUAUUUAUUACGGCGAAACCAGUUAUUUAUUUAAUCAACAUGUCAGAGAAAGCCUUUCUCAAGAAGAAGAACAAAUGGCUCCCUAAAAUUAAAGAGUGGGUGGACACCCAUGAUCCCGGUGCGUCGAUCAUUCCCCUAUCUGUGGAGCUAGAACAGAAGCUGUGCGAUAUGUCCGAAUCCGAGUGUCAGGCGUUCACCAAGGAGCAUGAUGUGCACAGCGUUCUCCCGAAAAUUAUUCGGGCUGGCUAUCAGAUACUUCACUUGCAAUAUUUCUUUACAUGUGGCAAGGAUGAAGUGAAAGCGUGGACCAUACAAAAAGGCACGAAGGCUCCGCAAGCAGCCGGACGAAUCCACUCCGAUAUGGAACGAGGCUUCAUCAUGGCUGAAGUGAUGAGCUACGAAGAUUUCAGAGCAGAGGGCUCGGAAUCAGCAAUGAAAGCAUCGGGCAAAUACAAACAGAAAGGUAGAGACUACGUUGUCGGAGACGGUGAUAUUAUUCUGUUCAAAUUCAACGCCGGUGCCGGUCUCCAGCCGAAGAAGAAAUGA
Molecule: messenger RNA, 1191 nt
Organism: Dicrocoelium dendriticum
Lineage: Eukaryota; Metazoa; Platyhelminthes; Trematoda; Plagiorchiida; Dicrocoeliidae
Source: the annotation of a GenBank genome assembly